Molecule: messenger RNA, 735 nt
Organism: Pseudozyma flocculosa PF-1
Lineage: Eukaryota; Fungi; Basidiomycota; Ustilaginomycetes; Ustilaginales; Ustilaginaceae
Exons: 5
Coding region: 1-735 (244 amino acids)
Cellular component (GO): cytoplasm
Source: RefSeq, a predicted model, not a curated record
AUGUCGCAGUCCCACGACCUCUUGCUCUACACGGCCAAGGUUUGCCCCUAUGCCCACCGCACCGAGCUCGCCCUGGAGGAGUCGGGCGCAAAGUACGACACUUUCCAAGUCGACCUGGCCAACAAGCCCGAGUGGUACGCCGAGAAAGUCAACAAGGCCUCCAAGGUGCCCACGCUCGUCGUCGACGACAAGAAGCCCGACCAGUUCAACCUGCCCGAGAGCAUGGUCAUUGUCGAGUUUGUCUCGGACCUCUUUGACCCCGUCUCGACCGGCAACACGAUCCACUCCAAGGACCCCAAGGUCCGUGCCGACUCGCGCUACAUUGUCGAGCGAUUCGCCCAACUCGUCGUGGGCUCCUACAUGAGCGCCGCGCUCAAGCAGGACGUCGUGGCGUUCAACGAGCUGGUCCAGGGCCUCAGGACGUUCAACGAGCUCAUCCUCGAGCGCUCCAGCCAGGGCCCCUUCAUCAAGGGCGACAAGUUCACCUUUGCCGACAUCGGCAUUGCCCCCAUCUUCGGCCGCAUCCUGACCGUUUCCAAGACCAACCUGUUCCCCUCGAGCGCCGACGCCGCGCCGAUCCACGAGCUGCUUGAGAAGGACGCCAGCCUCGCCCGCGUCAAGACGUGGUGGGAGGCCGUCAGCGCCCGCCCCAGCUGGCAGAAGACGUACGACGAGAAGCUCAUCGUCGACAUGUUUACCAAGAGGAUCCAGGGCGCCCAGCAGCAGGCCAAGUGA